AUGUCUCCGACCAUGGCCAUGACAAUGCCCACGGCAAUGUACGCCCCGACGUCUGAUGUUAUGGACCGCCACGAGUAUGGCAUCACCAAGAGCCGCAAGAGCUCGUCGACUGGAGGAGGCAGAGCCUGGAGCGAGGACGAGGAAGUUUACUUGCUCCAGACCCGCCUGCAGAAGAUGCCGUACAAGCACAUCGCCGCCCAUCUGAAGAAGACGGAGCUGGCGUGCCGCCUGCACUACCACCAGCUGAGCCACGGCAGCAACCGGCGCAAGAGGACGACGUCCAUGUCGUCGAGCUCGUCGUCCAACGGGCACUCGCCGCUCAUGCAGGCCUCGAUCCCGAGCCCCAUCCACGAGUCGCCCAGCCGCAGCGUGUCGCCCCCGGGGUCCGUCAUCAGCUACGGCCACCCGGGCUCGCCCGGCAGCGUGCAGCUCCCCAGCAUCAUGAACGCCGGCGUGGGCUCCGGCUCGUCCCCGCGGCUGCCCGCCAUCCUGCCCAAGCCCGCCGGCAUGACCCUGGCCCUGAGCACCUCGAGGUACAACUCGCUCCAGGACCACGCCCAGCAGCAGCAGCAGCAGCACAGCGCGCCACUCCUGCCCUCGGCCAGCUUCUCGGCUGCCGCCCACGCCCGCACCACCCCGCCGCCCACCAUGGCCAGCGCCCCUGCGCCGGCGGCCAUGGCCCCGCUCCGCCUGGACUGCUCCGGGCUCCCGGCGCCCUCGUCUGCUGCCGGCGCGGCCCAGCCCGUCGACAUGGGCCGGCUGCAGGCCGUGUACAGCGCGCACCGCAACAGCUUCUGGUCGGCGGUGGCGGCCGACUACGGCAACGGGGCCCACCCCGUCGCCCUGGAGCAGGCCUGGAAGGCGGGCGGCGUGUCGUCGGGCCACGGCUACGCGGCUCAGACACCCAUCACGCCCAUCGGCAGCCCCGACGAGAGGGAUGUCUACGGCAAGCAGUGCCAGGACAAGACCCGCAUCUCGGCCAUCCUGGGGAUUGAUGCCAACCCGCGGAGCCCCAAGGAGAGGGAGAUGGUGAGGAGGAUGGAAGAGGAGAGGGUCAUGGUUGGUGUCGGUGCCUAA
Molecule: messenger RNA, 1077 nt
Organism: Diaporthe citri
Lineage: Eukaryota; Fungi; Ascomycota; Sordariomycetes; Diaporthales; Diaporthaceae
Exons: 2
Coding region: 1-1077 (358 amino acids)
Source: RefSeq, a predicted model, not a curated record